AUGGCGAGCUUCCGGAUGUGUGACACUCCUGAGCAAACCUCCCCUCCUUUGCAACCCCACACAUCUUUGCGGUUUUCAAAUCAUCAAAUCACUUCUGCCUGUAUUGACGCUACAAUGGGUAAAAAAAGACGCGGUCCCUCUCUGGAGGAGCUCCUUGAUCGCCCGUGGUGCUACUACUGCGAACGUGACUUUGACGACCUGAAGAUCCUCAUCUCUCAUCAGAAAGCAAAACAUUUCAAGUGUGACAACUGCAAUCGCAGACUGAAUACCGCUGGGGGUCUAUCCGUGCACUUGAGCCAGGUCCAUAAGGAGCAAUUGACUCAGGUCCAAAAUGCACUGCCGAACCGCAUGGGCGUCGAUAUCGAAAUCUUCGGCAUGGAGGGUAUUCCCGCGGAUGUCCUUAAGGCCCACCAGCAGCGUGUUGCUUCACAAUUUCAGCAAGCCGAGCUGGAUCGCCAGCAUGCGACAGGCAACCCUCCUACUGGCGCCUCUUCCGGCGGCCAACCGACAAAGAAGCCCAAGCUCGAACCUGUCUCAGAUCUCAAGAAGCGACUGGCUGAACACAAGGCCAGGCGUGCGGAGGCGCUUGCUGGAGGUAGCAGUGGCGAUGUAACACCCGCUAGUGCUGUUCAGUCUACGCCAACACCCGGUGGAUAUGUGCAAUCACCUCCGGUCGCAGCCACUCCACAAUACUCUUACCCUCAGCCUUACGGUGGCCCCCCCGCUGGUGUGACACCUCAUUUCUCGCAGACUGGCAGUCCUGUCUAUUCAACCUACUCCCCAGUUGGUGGACAGCAGGUCCCUGGUGCCUCGCCUUACACCCCGUCCGGAUAUCCCUCACCAUUCCCCGCCGGACUUCCUGCACAGCCACCCGUGUCCUAUGGGGCUCCUCCUUUCCCCCAACAACAACAACAACAACAACAACAACAACAACCUCCACCAUCCGACAACAGAUUUACGGGCCUACCGGCCGCCUCAAAUCUUCCCCAGCGCCCUGCUUUUGCUGUACCUUCGGUCAACGCGCACGAAAUGCAACAGAUGCAUAUGGGACAUGUCCCGUCCCCCACCCCCGCAGCUCCAGGUCACUCUAAUGGAUCCAGCGCUCAACCAACUGAGCAUGUCUCCACACCUGUUGACAAUCAGAUUUCAGGCGCAGCCAAUGACGUGGCUUCGAAGACAGAGGGUAUUAGCAAACCCAAGAAAGAGAAGACCAAGCCUGCGAUCCGAAUGGUCUACAACGAAGAUACGCUCAGUCCGGAGGAGAAGAUGGCACAACUACCUCGAUAUGCAUACGUCCCAGACCGAAGCACGCAAACCGCCCUCGGCGAGCUCCCCGGCAACGCAGUGGUGGGCCGCAUUCAAGAGUCUGACACGGUUCUCGAUACGACACAUUAA
This is a messenger RNA of Penicillium egyptiacum, 1395 nucleotides long. The record is from the annotation of a GenBank genome assembly. NCBI's taxonomy places the organism in Eukaryota, Fungi, Ascomycota, Eurotiomycetes, Eurotiales, Aspergillaceae.